Messenger RNA from Rhinopithecus roxellana (golden snub-nosed monkey), 4343 nucleotides. It is a transcript of the gene SLCO2B1, whose product is annotated as solute carrier organic anion transporter family member 2B1. The record is from RefSeq and is a predicted model, not a curated record. Gene Ontology annotation, cellular component: membrane. The transcript is spliced from 14 exons. Lineage: Eukaryota; Metazoa; Chordata; Mammalia; Primates; Cercopithecidae. The coding region runs from base 388 to 2517 and encodes 709 amino acids. Gene Ontology annotation, biological process: transmembrane transport; sodium-independent organic anion transport; bile acid and bile salt transport. Gene Ontology annotation, molecular function: protein binding; bile acid transmembrane transporter activity.
AGGCUGAGGCUGAGCCUCAGGGAGGCGGGGCACAGCUUCCUCCUCGCAGAGAGGCUGGACUUGAAUAAACCCAGCCUCCUACACAACUGUGGAGCCAGGGCAAGGGAGAGACAGAAGGAGCAAGUGAUCCAGGGAGACAGACACUUGGAGACACUUGGGGUUGAGUUUGAGGAGGACUCCCUAACCUGUGCCUGGACAAAUCUCAUGUCCUGUGUGGUCCAAGAGGAACUGACCCAGUGUCUGGAGCUCCCACCAUCAUUGCAUCCCUGCUGUGGCUCACCUGCUGCUGUCCCCAGGAGCCCCCGAGAAGAUUUGCUUCCUCUCUCCUGCUAAGCUCCAGGUCCUGAGAUUGAAUUAGGGGCUGGAGGUCACUGCACUGCAGCAGUCAUGGGACCCAGGAUAGGGCCAGUGGGUGAGGGACCCCAGGUACCAGACAAGGAAACCAAGGCCACGAUGGGCACAGAAAACACACCUGGAGGCAAAGCCAGCCCAGACCCUCAGGACGUGCGGCCAAGUGUGUUCCAUAACAUCAAGCUGUUCGUCCUGUGCCACAGUCUGCUGCAGCUGGCGCAGCUCAUGAUCUCCGGCUACCUUAAGAGCUCCAUCUCCACAGUGGAAAAGCGCUUCGGCCUCUCCAGCCAGACGUCGGGGCUGCUGGUCUCCUUCAAUGAGGUGGGGAACACAGCCUUGAUUGUGUUUGUGAGCUAUUUUGGCAGCCGGGUGCACCGACCACGAAUGAUUGGCUAUGGGGCUAUACUUGUGGCCCUGGCGGGCCUGCUCAUGACUCUCCCGCACUUCAUCUCAGAGCCAUACCGCUACGACAACACCAGCCCCGAGGAUAUGCCACAGGACUUCAAGGCUUCCCUGUGCCUGCCCACAACCUCAGCCCCAGCCCGGACCCACUCCAACGGCAACUGCUCGAGCUACACAGAAACCCGGCAUCUGAGUGUGGUGGGGAUCAUGUUCGUGGCACAGACUCUACUGGGCGUGGGUGGGGUGCCCAUUCAGCCCUUUGGCAUCUCCUACAUCGAUGACUUUGCCCACAACAGCAACUCGCCCCUCUACCUCGGGAUCCUGUUUGCAGUGACCAUGAUGGGGCCAGGCCUGGCCUUUGGGCUGGGCAGCCUCAUGCUGCGCCUUUAUGUGGACAUUAACCAGAUGCCAGAAGGUGGUAUCAGCCUGACCAUAAAGGACCCCCGAUGGGUGGGUGCCUGGUGGCUGGGUUUCCUUAUUGCUGCUGGCUCAGUGGCCCUGGCUGCCAUCCCCUACUUCUUCUUCCCCAAGGAAAUGCCCAAGGAAAAACAUGAGCUUCAGUUUCGGCGAAAGGUCUUAGCAGUCACAGACUCACCUGCCAGGAAGGGCAAGGACUCUCCCUCUAAGCAGAGCCCUGGGGAGUCCACAAAGAAGCAGGAUGGCCUAGUCCAGAUUGCACCAAACCUGACUGUGAUCCAGUUCAUUAAAGUCUUCCCCAGGGUGCUGCUACAGACCCUACGCCACCCCAUCUUCCUGCUGGUGGUCCUGUCCCAGGUGUGCUUGUCAUCCAUGGCUGCGGGCAUGGCCACCUUCCUACCCAAGUUCCUGGAGCGCCAGUUUUCCAUCACAGCCUCCUACGCCAACCUGCUCAUCGGCUGCCUCUCCUUCCCCUCGGUCAUCGUGGGCAUCGUGGUGGGUGGCGUCCUGGUCAAGCGCCUCCACCUGGGCCCUGUGGGAUGCGGUGCCCUUUGCCUGCUGGGGAUGCUGCUGUGCCUCUUCUUCAGCCUGCCGCUCUUCUUUAUCGGCUGCCCCAGUCACCAGAUUGCGGGCAUCACCCACCAGACCAGUGCCCAGCCUGGGCCAGAGCUGUUUCCAAGCUGCAUGGAGGUCUGCUCCUGCCCAUCGGACGGCUUUAACCCUGUCUGCGACCCCAGCACUCGUGUGGAAUACAUCACACCCUGCCACGCAGGCUGCUCAAGCCGGGUGGUCCAGGAUGCUCUGGACAAAAGCCAGGUUUUCUACACCAACUGCAGCUGCGUGGCGGAGGGCAACCCCGUGAUGGCGGGAUCCUGUGACUCGACCUGCAGCCACCUGGUGGUGCCCUUCCUGCUCCUGGUCAGCCUGGGCUCGGCCCUGGCCUGUCUCACCCACACACCCUCCUUCAUGCUCAUCCUAAGAGGAGUGAAGAAAGAAGACAAGACUUUGGCCGUGGGCAUCCAGUUCAUGUUCCUGAGGAUUUUGGCCUGGAUGCCCAGCCCCGUGAUCCACGGCAGCGCCAUCGACACCACCUGUGUGCACUGGGCCCUGAGCUGUGGGCGUCGAGCUGUCUGUCGCUACUACAAUAAUGACCUGCUCCGAAACCGGUUCAUCGGCCUCCAGUUCUUCUUCAAAACAGGUUCCGUGAUCUGCUUCGCCUUAGUUUUGGCCAUCCUGAGGCAGCAGGACAAAGAGGCAAGGACCAAGGAGAGCAGAUCCAGCCCUGCUGUAGAGCAGCAACUGCUAGUGUCAGGGCCAGGGAAGAAGCCGGAGGAUUCCCGAGUGUGAGCUGUCCUGGGGCCCCACCUGGCCAAGAGUGGCAGCCACAGCAGUACCUCCUCUGAGUCCUUUGCCCAAGAUUGGGUGUCAAGAGCCCUGUGUUCCAUUCUGGCUCCUCCACUAAAUUGUUGUGUGGCUUCAGGCAAGACACUGAUCCUCUCUGAGCCUUUGCUUGCUAGUCUGAACCAAAGAGUUGUUUGGGCAUUUGCUGUGUUGGCCAUUUCUGAAGCAAGAGGGUCUUCCUCCUCCUUCCCCCAGCCAGCCAGCUGUCCUGGAGCCAGGCUUUCCUGGGUGGAAAGACUGCGUCCCUUUCCCUGGGGCCCUCAGAUAGCAAAGUGAGCCAUAGUGGGCCAGGCUGCCCUCCAUGCUGGGCCCCAGCCCAGGUCUGCACUCCCUGGAUCACCCUCUCUGAGCCUCAGCCAUCUCCUGUCAGGUGGGAAUGAACUUGCCAGCCUUCAGGCUUGUUCAGCUGUGACCAUCUGUGCGGUCAGUGUACACUCAGGUCUCCUCCCCAACUCCAGCAGCCUUUAAGAAGUGUCCCUUUGGCGCCCCCUGGAGGCAGAGCACUGAGCUGGACCCUGGGUAGACUCCCACAGGGAGGAAGGAGCUGGCCUCAGGUGUGGGACACCCAGACUUGGCAGGGCCUUCAGGAGGCCUGUGUGGGGGCCCCAGGAAGCCUUAGCUGAAGCCGGGAGACUCACUCUCCAUCUCAGGAAGUUCUAGCCCUUGCCCUCAGGGAGCCAUGGUUGAGGGUGAGGCCCAACACCUGCCUUAGGGGCCCUGGGUGGGCAAGUCUGGGCCCUGGGGCAGGGAGGGAGACUCAGGCCCACACUUGGGUAUUUUCUAAUUUCAGACAAACACAUACUCAGCGUGCACUCACUGAUUCCUACACAUUGCCAAGAUUUCACACAUGUGACCAGGGGCCACCAAAGUCCCUGUGACCUUUGUGACUAGGAUCCUAAUUUCUCUAUUUUCUCCUGAGUGCCUGGGUCUGUGUUACUUGGGGCAGCAUGGAUAAUGUUUAGUUCUGUGACACUAUUUUUUGGGGGGUGGCACCUGGGUCUCUGGAUUCCUGGGCUGGCGUCAGGCCCAUUACUGUAAUGCUGGGAGCAGUAAAGCUCAGCUCUGUGUAAUGAGUGAUGCUAUGGCUUGCUCAGGUCUUAUGAUCCAAUCCUUUUCUACAUCGGCCCUUGUUUUGUUUUAAGGCUAGUCUUAUCUGGCCUGGUUAUUUCCCUGCGGGGAGGAGAGAGUUUGUUAAUCUGCUCCCAGCCCAACCUAUUGCCACCCCACCUCACUGGGACCUGCUGCUUGGGAGGCAGCAGACAGGGAGCCACCAGCAGUGGCUUCCUGGCCCUGUGCUUGGGGUGGGGGGAAGCUGGGGUCACAUGUGGCCCUUGCCUUCUGAGCAGCUCCCAGUGCCAGGGCUUUGAGAUUUUCCCACGUGAUAAAAGAAAAGGGAGGUAGAGAAGUUCCAAUUCCCUUUUUAUUUUGCUGGUUGGUAUCUGUAAAUGUUUAACAAAUAUCUAAGCAUGUAUGUAUCAGUGCCAAGAAUUUCAAAGUCUCCUCCAACAAUAUGAGGCUUUUAGGAUGUUUAUAUUCCUUCAUCCCUCUUGUUUCCCAGGUUUUGCAGGGGAAAAAAAAAGUCUGGAAUUAUAGAUAUGGCUUAUUAUUAAAUUUGUUCUUGCAUAAUGUCUCUUCUAUUACAAAAAUUCUUUCUUUAUAAACUGCAUUAGAGGUUUGCAACAACCACAUCAUUUCCAUUAACUUAGAUUUAAGUUUUACUGGAUUUAUUGCUCACCGUUAUUGCUUGUAUAUUACAUCUUUUCCUAUCUUUA